Molecule: messenger RNA, 1596 nt
Organism: Phytophthora sojae
Lineage: Eukaryota; Oomycota; Peronosporomycetes; Peronosporales; Peronosporaceae
Exons: 2
Coding region: 1-1596 (531 amino acids)
Source: RefSeq, a predicted model, not a curated record
AUGGGCAAGAAGGUCAAGCGCGACUCCACGCGGUGGCUGCACUCGCUGGGGGCGCUGCUGCUCACCACGGGGGCGUGCUCCGUCAUGUGGGAGCUUGCGGCGCUGCACGCGCAGAGCGCCUUCUUCUCGGACGACCUGCGGCCCGAGCUCUUCACGCUGGCGGCGCCCGCCUCUGUGUCACCCGACGACCUGCUGCACCUGAGCUUCCUGGAGGCCGCGUGCCAGGUGGAGAACGCCUCGGUGCUGCCGUGGGUCUUCGCCGCGCCGGGCAACGCCGCGGACCGGUCGUUCCCCAACCCGAAAGCCAGCACGUCGCUGCUGCACAGAGGAGAUCCGCGGCUGCUGGAGGAGUUGAAGCAAUGUCCAGACGUGGACAUCUACCUGCCGUCAGAGGCGCGGGGUCCUGCCGGGUGCGGGGCCAUUGUGGGGCCGCUCAAGUACUUGCGGUCUCGACUGCUGCCCGACUGGGCGCUGGAAGCUCAGAUGUACGACAUCGCCACGGGGCAGAGCAGCAACUACUGGGAUUUGUGUCCGCAGACGCCCAUGCUCUUCUUGUCUCCCGAUCAUCUGCUUAAGCUCGUGAACUCGGCGUCCUGGCCGAAGACCAAGCCUGUGUACCUCAUGGCGCCGGCGGUAGACUUCAAUACGAAGCCGGUGCCUCACGCUGCCAACUUUACCAGGUCGGUACUGGAGCUCACGGACGUCGUGCUCUGCAGAACCAUGCGCUGCGACCAAGAUAUCAAGCAGUUCUUAACGCGACGAGCUACCGAGGAGAACGACGAAGAGAAGGCCCAUGCAGUUAAGAGCACUCGAGUGCUGUACACGAGUCAGAUCACCCCCGAUCCCGUCACCUUCGCGCGGAAGAUGCGCGACGACGAACCAGUGCAGAACAACGUGGCGGACUUCGCCUACACGCGCUUCGCCCACACGACGUGGAACGUUUCGUCCAAGACGACGCAGGACGUCUUCAGCUGCUGGAACAACCACAAGGCCGAACUGCCGCCGCUGGACGUGUAUCUGCUGCGAGCUCUGCAUGAGAAGAAGCAGAACGACGGCUCGAGACUGUACAAACCAUUCCCUGGAAACAGCGAGACCAAGGUGCAGGUGGUGAACGCCACCAAGUUCUCCAAGCAGUUCGGGGACGCCUCGUUCUUCGUCUGUCCGACCGCUGAGGACGACUGUCUCGACCUCGCGCGCGCUGCUGGCGGCGUCAUCGUGACUGCAGACGCGUAUCCGAUGAACGAGUUCGUGUCGGGGCCCGCCGAGGGCGUGGUGUUCCCCACUCAACAGUUGACGCCACUGCCCCACGCCGAGUACCGGAGUCUGGUGCCGGACGACUCGCUGCUACUGCCUCCGCCAGCAGCGAAUUACCGCAGCUCGGACCUCUGCUCCGCCGUGCUGAAGGUGCGAUCCGAGUUGAAGCUGACCGACCGCAAGAACAUCGCCGUGCAGACGCGCCGUCGCUUCCACGAAGACGCCAAGUACUUUAUGCUCAGUAUGCUCGAGCUCCAGGGCUUCAGUCACCACGCGCGAAACCUUCGCGAGCAGGUGCAAGGUGAGGAAGAGCUGCAGGUGCACCUUCGUCACCGCAACUAG